GCAUUUGCGAGGGUGCGACGAGAAAGAAAGUACGAUUGUUUCCGCUUCCCUCUCAAAACAACUUACUGGUAUUAAUAGAAUUAGUUUUCAGGGAAGAAAGUGGAUAACUUUAAGAAAAAGAAUAGAAAUGAGGUAAAAGUAAAGAGUCUUAAAAGAAAAGCUUGUUAAAAAAACAAAGUAAAGUGACAGUAGUUCGAUCGAUCGAUCAUUGUAUUUAAACUAAACUGUAGAUAUAUAAGUGUGCUUCUAUGGUGUUUGACAUAUAUAUAUAUAAAUAUAUACAGGUAUAUAUAUAUAUAUAUAUAUAUACAUGUGUAUUCAUGUAAAUGUGUAUAAUUUAACUAUAUCUCUUACUAUAUGAUAGAAAUAUACAGCAUAUAAAAAUGCACUGGUAGUAUAUAUACAGUAUAUACAGUAUAUAUAUAUAUAUACUGUAUAUAUAUAUAUAUAUCUACAUAUGCAUAUGCUGUAUAAUACAUAUACGUAUGUGUAUUUAUCUGUACGUAUAUAUUCUUGUUUUUUUCGGUUUCUUAGUCCAUGAAAGCAAAAUUUAGGUCGUUAGGAGAUAUAUGUAUUUUAUACUGUACUCUGUUUAGUCAUAUAUUCUCUUCGAAAAAAUGUUUUACAGGUUUUUGCAUGAACCCUUUAAAAUAUUUAUUUCGGUUUAGAAACACAUAUGUUCUUGGCAGGACAAGAUGUACAGUCUGAAAUUGUUGCAAUGUGUGAUGGGAUGUGGUCAGUCUCAGAAUAAAGCACGUGUCGACAACGACGACAGAAUUACCAAAUCUAAAAGGGUUGACAAGAAGCAAAGUCAACCGAGCAAUUCAAGUACUAAUCAAACUGAAUCGAGCGCGACCUCGAGUAGAAGAAUAUUUCAGGAAACGCUUAACAAGCCUAUAGCGCAACGCAACGUCAUGACAAACAGCCAAAUAGAGUUCUUCAGAAUGCUCGAUGAAAAGGUCGAACAAGGCCGUGAUUAUGAAGAUGUAACAAAUUGAUUAAAUUCAAGGAAUGUUUUAAUCUCCUGCAUUUAGGGUGUCAUAUGGCUUGCAUAAAACUGUAUUCCAAGAAACAAGUGUAGUACUAAUAUCGAAAGGAAAAUUGUCUAGAAACGUGAUGAUUAUAAUAAAACAUUAUAUAACAUUUAUUUUUUACAAAUAUACUGUAUACAUGCAUGUAUAUAUGCUGUAUACGAAUAUAUAUAUGUGUGCGAAUAUAUAUAUAUAUAUAUAUAUAUAUAUAUAU
Messenger RNA from Dimorphilus gyrociliatus, 1245 nucleotides. The record is from the annotation of a GenBank genome assembly. Lineage: Eukaryota; Metazoa; Annelida; Polychaeta; Dinophilidae.